Mugil cephalus (flathead mullet) is the source of this 1813-nucleotide messenger RNA. RefSeq names its product coilin p80 (gene coil). The transcript has 7 exons. The record is from RefSeq and is a predicted model, not a curated record. Gene Ontology annotation, cellular component: Cajal body. Gene Ontology annotation, biological process: spliceosomal snRNP assembly. Lineage: Eukaryota; Metazoa; Chordata; Actinopteri; Mugiliformes; Mugilidae. Bases 66 to 1640 code for a protein of 524 amino acids. Gene Ontology annotation, molecular function: U1 snRNA binding; U2 snRNA binding.
CUCAAGCGGAAGUGUUUUCCUGCCGGGGGAAACUCGAGCGGCGUGUUCUGCGUUUCGUAGCCGUCAUGGCUGCGCACAGCUCCAACUUCAUUCGCCUGCGCCUCCACUUUGACUACCCGCCGCCGGCUGUCGUCGACUGCCGCAUGUGCUGGCUGCUCGUGGACCUGAACAAGUGUCGCGUGGUCGCGGACCUGGAGAGCAUCAUCAGGGAGAAGUUUGAGUUCAGCCGCGGGAGCAUCCUCAGCCUGUUCCUGGAGGACUGCUACCUGCCGCACACGGAGAGCAUCUACGUGGUGCGGGACAACGACAGCAUCAGGGUGAAGGUCGAUUGUGUAGCUCAGGUGAACGGACACGACAGCCGCCUGAGUGCACGGACCAAAAACUGUAGAAAAAGACACAGAGUCGCGGAGGAAGAUGGGCCCGAUGAACGCGAAGUGAGCGUGGAACGGAAGAAAAAGAAGAAGAAAAGAAGCGAGGAGAGCCCGGCGGAGGGUGCCGAGCGGGUGCCGUGCCACGACGGAGGCAAGUCACGAGUGAAGCACGCAGAGAAGAAGAAGAAGAAAAAGAAGAAGAAGGAUGCGGAGGAAAAGUCUCCUGCUGCCACUCCAGAUCCAGCUCCUUCUCCCAAAAAACCCCAAAAGGCUUCAGUUAAAAGCAGCAAGAAUCCCCAAGUGGCACAAGCAAAAGCACCGAAAGCCUCCUCCUCAGACUCCAGCAGCAGCAGUGAGGAAGAUAAAGCUCCCAAAAAACCUGCAGCCAAAAAACUCCCAUCCACGCCGACCGCUCCCAAGGCCGCCUUAAACGCCAAACCGGCUCUGAAAAAACCAAACCCUCCUUCGUCGUCAUCUUCCGACUCCUCGUCCUCCAAUGAGGCCACCAGUGUGAAAAUCCAGCCGCCAAAAAAUAAACCUCUCAACGCUCCUGAAGCACCUUCGGUCUCGUUGCAGCCCACGAACUGUGCUCAGAAACCGGCUGGCAGCGCCGUCCCGCCUCCCCGGGACAAAGAGGCCGAGUCCGACGACUCAGACAGCGAAGAGGAGAUCCAGCUCGUCAUCAAGCGGCCGCUGGCGCAGCCCGUCCUGGGAGGUCAGUUCCCUUGGCGUGGCCGCGGAAGAGGAAACCCCAGGUGGGGCGGUGCUGGUGGAGGUGGCGGUGGCCCUCCUGGAGAGAGGGGCAGGGGUGCAGGCAGAGGGAGAGUCAGAGGGAACGGUGGCGGCUUUGAGCCCUGCUAUAAUGGAACCAGGGAGUCGUCCUACCACACAGAUACGCUGACCAACAAGUCAGCGAUCUUCCAGAAUAAACCUGAAAGCGCUCCAAAACCGGACUACAGCUCCAUGCCCCUCUUAGCUGCCCCUCCACAGGUGGGGCAGAAGAUUGCGUUCAAGCUGCUGGAGCUGACUGAGAACUACACCCCAGAGGUGUCUGAAUAUAAGGAGGGAAAGAUGAUGAGCUUUGACCCAACCACCAAACAGAUUGAGAUUGAACUUCUUAAUGCCUGUCAAGCUCCUGUAGAACCUGGCAAGUUUGACUUAGUCUAUCAGAACCCAGACGGCUCAGAGAGCGUGGAGUACACUGUGUCCAGAGGAUCUUGGGUGACAGAACGAUGGGAGUCUCUGCUGGAACCAAGAUUGAUUAUUUAAAUACGACCAAAAAUGUGAAUUUGGACUUUGGACAAGAGUUUCUACAUAGAAUGAUAAAUUUUUACUUUUAGAUUGGAUGGGAAUUUUUAAUGUGUUGGUUUUAUGUUCUGUACAGAUGUGGGACUGCGAUCAGUCUUGUAAUAACUUUUUUGCUAAUAAAACACUGAAAUCUA